This is a messenger RNA of Rotaria sp. Silwood2, 1671 nucleotides long. The record is from the annotation of a GenBank genome assembly. Lineage: Eukaryota; Metazoa; Rotifera; Eurotatoria; Philodinida; Philodinidae.
AUGGUUCAUUGUGAAAUUAACACAGAAAGAACGGCUGAUAGUGUACAAACGUAUCCACAUUCGAAGAAAAUAGUAGAAACUAUUACAAGUACCAUACUUACAACAAUAACAUCCACAAUAAAAAAAACAAGAAUAAGGACAAAAACAAGAACAACAUCCACAUCAACAAUAAGUACCACGAUAACGACAACAUUCACAACAGGAAAAACAAGGAUAAAGACAACAACAAGAACAACAUCCACAACCACGAGAACAACAACAUCUACAACAACAAGAACAACAACAUCCACAACAACAAGAACAACAACAUCCACAACGACAAAAACAACAACAUCUACAACAACAAGAACAACAUCCACAACAGCAAGAGCAACAACAUCCACAACGAUAAGAACAACAACAUCUACAACAACAAGAACAACAACAUCCACAACAACAAGAACAACAACAUCCACAACGACAAGAACAACAACAUCCACAACAACAAGAACAACAUCCACGACAACAACAACCACGAUAACAACAACAUUCACAACAGGAAAAACAAGGAUAAAGACAGAAACAAAAGCAGCAUCCACAUCAACAAUAAGAACCACGAUAACAGCAAUAUCCACGUUAACAACAACGUCCACGUCAACUACAACAACCACAACAGCCGCAAUAUCUAUAUCGACAACAAUGCGCACCACCACAAGAACAACAAUAUCAUCGGCACCAUCUAUGAGAGCAUCAUCUAUAGCCAUACAAGCAACAUUAACAUCUAAGACAGAACCAUACACAACAGAAAUACCAACAUCAAUAAUAUAUACAUCAUUUGCAGUGGCAACAACGACUUCAGUCUCAUCAUCUAUGUCCACAAUAAUUUAUCCAACAUCACAAAUGUCUACAACAACAUCUGAAUUUACAAUGAUUACAACUCCAUUUUUUCAAACCACAUCAACUGUAUUAUCAACAACAACAAUUAUAACAUUAUUCGAAACUACAUCCAAAUCAUUCAUAUCCAUAUUCACAAUUACCAUGACCCAGUCAAUCCCAUCAAAAACUGAUACGACUACAUCUCACAAUAUCAUACCAACAACAAUAUCAGAAACACCUACGAAAACUAUUCAACAAACAUUCUAUAGUGUCAUAACUGCUCCCACGCUUCUAAUGACAAUCACCAAGUUGAUGGGAGCUAAAGAAAAGACAUUUUCAAAAACGACUGUAGAAACAAUAAAUAUAACAGAAUCAAUACUAUUCAUCAUGACGUCAAGAAAAAUAUUAACAGUAAUGUCGAAUUCAACACUUUCGCUAGUUACAACUCAAAAGUCAUUAGUUUCUUUGUUUACAUCAACUAAAACAUCAGAUGAAUCUCACAAUAUUCUUCUAUAUGUUUUGUACAGUUUACUAUUUGUGAUUACAUCUAUUACAAUAAUUUCUUUUAUUGCUUGUUAUCAUUAUUAUGCUCGGAAACAACAACAGUUAUUUGAUGAAUAUUCAAUAACUGUUUUAAACACGCCAAUAUUCACAAAUACAUAUAGUAGUACCAAUAAUGAUAAAAUCCGAUCUAAAAAUUUGUCAAGUAUAUCGAACACAUUUUCAUCAUUAUUAUCAAGGCAAUUCAGUGAAACUCAAUCGUUGGAAAAGGUGAACAAACGUGUUGGACACAUAGUUGAUGAUAAUGGGUUUUAA